Messenger RNA from Linum trigynum, 2692 nucleotides. Lineage: Eukaryota; Viridiplantae; Streptophyta; Magnoliopsida; Malpighiales; Linaceae. The record is from the annotation of a GenBank genome assembly.
AGAGCCGGCGGUUUUGCGUUUGGCUGACUAUCGGGCCGUUUAGCUUUGGGCUGGAAUUUUGGAAAUAAUCGUGAUGGGCUCAAUUUGUGCCACUGUGGCCCAAAUAAACGAAUUCGGUUUGGUUGAACCAAUAGCGAUUUUGUUACCAUUUCGGUUCGAUUGGCGGCGGCUCCCGGGAGUCAAAUUUUCCACAGCCGUCAGCACUCAGCAAUACAAUUCUACACAUUCGAUUCGACGCCUUGCGGCUUCCUCCCUCUGUCGCAUCCAGAAGAAAGCAGCCAUGGCGGUUUCUUACUCUUCCUUACUGUCGACCUUCUCCGCCGCCGCCGCAUUUUCGGAAACGAAGCCUUCCAUCGGUCCCGUCUCCUCUCAGGCAGUCAGAUUUCCCUCCAUUUCUUCGGUGCGCCCAUUUAUCGUGCCAUUCACAUCCAACUCUCCUGUCGUCCGCAAUCAACGCGCAUCCUUCGUAGCUCCACGCGCCGCCGCCGAGUCUCCCUCGUCGGCCACCACCUCGCCUACCUCCUUCCAUGGCCUCUGCUACGUCGUCGGCGACAACAUCGACACCGACCAGAUCAUCCCCGCCGAGUACCUCACCCUCGUCCCUUCGAACCCCGCCGAAUACGAAAAGCUCGGCUCCUAUGCCCUAAUCGGCCUCCCGGCUUCCUACGAGAAGAGAUUCAUCGAGCCGAACCAGACAAAGACGAAGUACUCCAUCGUGAUUGGUGGAGAGAACUUCGGGUGUGGCUCGUCUCGCGAGCACGCUCCGGUUGCUCUGGGAGCUGCGGGAGUGGCGGCGGUGGUGGCGCAGUCGUACGCGAGGAUCUUCUUCAGGAACUCGGUCGCGACUGGGGAGGUUUAUCCGCUAGAGACUGAGGUUAGGGUUUGCGAAGAGUGCAGGACUGGCGACGUGAUAACGAUUGAGCUGGGAGAGAGCCGAUUGAUCAAUCACACGACCGGAAAGGAGUACAAGUUGCAGCCGAUUGGCGACGCCGGUCCGGUGAUCGAGGCCGGCGGGAUUUUCGCAUAUGCGAGGAAGACUGGGAUGAUUCCGCAGUCUGCUUGAAAUCAAUCUACAGGUAUUUCUUUUAACUCUUUUGAUAUUCCAGCUGAAGUUCUACUCGUUCCAGUUUCAUUUCUUCACAGUUGCAACUUUACUUUACUCCAUGUCCUCUACUUUCAUGUUUAGAGUUCCUAGCUGCUUGAGUAUUUGCCUGGCUGAGUUCCCAAUUGGCAUUGUUAGGUAUUUGAGUAUGGAAUUCGUCGCUGAAAAAACUUAGAAAGUGUGUUCAAAUGCUAGAAAGUCUUUAGCUUUUUUUCCCUCUAGCUUUUUUUCCAAAGACCUCACAGAGUACAGAGUGAGGGACCGUCUGUUAUUGGUUUCAUAGUAGAACUAACCCAACAAUUGUGAUAAUUCGGGCAGAGGAGAUCCUUGCCUAAGAUUGACUGCUUGCUCGAUUUCAGCAAUUAGCUGAAGAUGGAGAUAGAAAGUGACUUUUUUUGUUUGUAAGUGUGUAGUAAGUGUAGUUGAUAGGGAGGUCUUCGGUUGCUUUCGAACAGAGUAGUUCAUUUACGGAUAGUUCGGCUGUAGUGAGACUGCUGCUGCUGUAGAACAUAUUUCUUAGAUGUGUGAAAGUUUCGAUUUUAUGCAACUGAAAUAACAGAAGUGAAUGUAAGAUGUUUAAGGCCAGCAGCCUUGUUUCUGCCAAAUGUUGUGUUUAGUUUCGGCUUAUCAGUACCAGCUCAUACUUCUUUCGGUUGUGAUUUGUGGCUUCCUUGAGUCUGUUCCUGUCUAUUGAAUGUCAGUUAUCCCAUGUUCUUAUCACUAUAAUCUGCACUUAUAUGUUGUAUGUAUUCCAUGUGCAGUGAAGAUUGAUAAAGUCAGUAUUCUUUAAGCCUGGAUCAGAACUUAAUCUUAUCGGCCAGUUGGUUGAGAGAAGUUGGCUGCCUGAUUUAGAAAUCAAUUUACCCAAUCCCCAUUUAUUUUCCGGGAACUAUUAUGGAAAACAGGAUUAUAGAACCAUUGAGUUCAAGUGGGAUGAGUCUUUGAAGAUUAUGCUAUGUCAAUAUGAAAACGUCAAGUUACUUGCCUGAUACUUAAGUUUAGCAUAGUAUUCUAUAUUGCUUGCCGUUACUCAAGUGUGGAUAUCAUUUUACUCCGUCAUCUGAGUUUUGGUUAUUGCUUGCCGUUUUUCUUAUCUUUAGCUUCAUAAUCAAAACCAUGAUGGUUGUGUUCUUAAAAUCUCAUCUCUAUCCUCAUUUUUGCAGUCGUUUGCAGACUGCUGCGAGAUGCAUUUUUCAGGACUUGGUCACUUUCCUAUAUUUCACUAGCUAUGUCGAUAGAAGAACACUGAUCAUUCUGCCUUCCGUUUCGUCUCAAGCUCUAUCUAGGCCAUGGCCGCACCGCGGGUGAAGGAAGGAGUGAAUGGUUGAAGGGCGUUGGUGUUCUAGUACCUACUACCUAGAGUUCCAUUCCUUAUGAUGCUGCAAUUUGUUCCUUCGCACAGGAGAAUUGCCAUAUGUCGUCUAAGAAGAAUAACUUAAAAAGUUGUAGGGUUGGGGUCGUACAUUUUUUGUAUCAGAUGAAUAAUUAUCUUUCUCGGUUGCUGGUUGUUGCUGUUGUUACUAAUGCUUUGUUGUUUAUUGUCAUAUGAUUACGAUAGAAAUCCUUUUAAAACAAAUCAAAUUAUCAAAA